AUUAAACCAAACCGAAGAUCUGGAAAAAUCCGCAAAGAGAGAGAGAGACUUGUGAGUUUCCAAAUAAGCUUCCUCCUUUUGAUCGGAGAAUCAAUCAAUCAAUCGCCGUGUCUGUGGAAAUAUCUUCUUAGAUUUGGAUCCGAUGGCGAAACAGUAUGUGAAAGCGGUGGCGGCGCCGGAUAUGAACAGGAACACGGAGUGGUUCAUGUAUCCAGGGGUGUGGACGACUUAUAUACUGAUAAUCUUCUUCGGGUGGCUCGCUGUGCUCUCCGUCUCUGGCUGUUCCCCUGGGAUGGCUUGGACCGUUGUUAAUCUCUCUCACUUCCUUGUAACAUAUCACAGCUUCCACUGGAUGAAAGGAACGCCUUUUGGGGAAGACCAAGGCAUCUACAAUGCUCUCACCUGGUGGGAACAGAUGGACAACGGUCAGCAACUUACCAGCAACCGCAAGUUCCUCACCGUCGUUCCCAUUGUCCUGUACUUGAUAGCAUCGCAUACAACAGAUUACAGACAUCCAUGGCUGUUGCUCAACACCCUCGCUCUCAUGGUUCUUGUUGUUGCCAAGUUCCCCAACAUGCACAAGGUUCGCAUCUUCGGCAUCAAUGCUGACAAAUAAAGUAAGUCAGCUUCUUCUCAGUUCCAUCUCUCUUAUGGUCAGAGAACAGGGAAGGAAGAAGGAAAAGGGGAUAUAACCAAAACAUAUGUAUGUGUGUAAAUGUUCAUAUGAAUUGGUUUAUUUAUUUAUUCGAGAGUUAUGCUUGCUGGAUAUUUUGUAAAGUAACUUAAUUUUGAAGCUUCGAUCUUCUUAUUCAUAAUCUUUUCCUGUC
Brassica napus (rape) is the source of this 827-nucleotide messenger RNA. RefSeq names its product ORM1-like protein 2. The record is from RefSeq and is a predicted model, not a curated record. Gene Ontology annotation, biological process: ceramide metabolic process; intracellular sphingolipid homeostasis; negative regulation of ceramide biosynthetic process. Gene Ontology annotation, cellular component: endoplasmic reticulum membrane. The transcript is spliced from 3 exons. Bases 143 to 616 code for a protein of 157 amino acids. NCBI's taxonomy places the organism in Eukaryota, Viridiplantae, Streptophyta, Magnoliopsida, Brassicales, Brassicaceae.